AUGAAAAGGUUUGAGAAAAAGAGCAAUGUUGCCCUUAAACCAGCGUCGUAUAAAGUGAGAAUCAAUCCUUUCCUAAGCACAAAAGUUGCUUGUCAAGUGCAAAGGAUCGACCCGACAAUGAUAAUGUCGGUACAUGCUCCAGUCCCGAGUAAACCAGCCGAAUACGUGAUUGAUCAGCCUCUUGUGCUAAGCCGACGCGCACGUCGUAACCGCAAAUCCCCUACUCAGAGAGCUGCCUUUCAAGAAACUAAUAUUUCUCCUGCAAAUUUAAUUUACCCGCUCUUCAUUCAUGAAGGUGAGGUAGACAUUCCGAUAAGAACGAUGCCUGGACGUUACAUGCUUGGCUGGAGACACGGCCUCGUGGAAGAGGUCGCUAGGGCACGAGAUGUUGGUGUGAAUAGCAUAAUGUUGUAUCCUAAAGUUCCUGAUGCGUUAAAGUCUCCAACAGGGGAAGAGGCGUUCAACGACAACGGUUUAGUGCCUCGAACAGUCCGUCUUCUUAAGGACAGAUACCCUGAUCUCGUUAUCUACACUGAUGUCAAUUUUGAUGAGUACUCAUCAAGUGGGCAUGGUGGGAUCGUAAGAGAAGAUGGCGUCAUAUUGAAUGAUGAAACAAUUCACCAACUGCGCAAACAAGCAGUUUCUCUGGCACGAGCUGGAGCAGAUGUUGUUUGUACCAGUGAGAUGUUGGAUGGUCGUGUAGGGGCUGUUCGUGCAGCUCUAGAUGUUGAGAACUUUCAACAUGUUUCCAUCAUGUCUUAUUCUGUCAAGUAUACAAGUUCAUUGUACGGCCGUUUCCGCAAAGUGGCAUUGGACAAGAAAACUUAUCAGAUAAAUCCAGCGAAUACAAGAGAGGCAUUGAUAGAAGCGCGAGAAGACGAAGUUGAAGGAGCCGAUAUCCUAAUGGUGAAGCCGGCGCUCCCUUCUCUCGAUAUAAUACGAUUAUUGAAAGACCAGACUCUAUUGCCUAUUGGAGCUUGCCAGGUUUCCGGUGAGUACUCCAUGAUCAAAGCGGGUGGAUUUCUCGAUAUGAUCGAUGAGGAAAAGGUUAUGAUGGAGUCAUUGAUCUGCUUACGCCGAGCUGGUGCAGAUCUCAUUCUCACAUACUUUGCUCUUCAAGCUGCUACAAUCUUAUGCGGCAAAAAUGAACAGAUUAUGUUCAACUAG
Arabis nemorensis is the source of this 1167-nucleotide messenger RNA. The record is from the annotation of a GenBank genome assembly. NCBI's taxonomy places the organism in Eukaryota, Viridiplantae, Streptophyta, Magnoliopsida, Brassicales, Brassicaceae.